This is a messenger RNA of Hippopotamus amphibius kiboko, 921 nucleotides long. It is a transcript of the gene SPATA46, whose product is annotated as spermatogenesis associated 46. The transcript has 3 exons. Gene Ontology annotation, biological process: fertilization. The coding region runs from base 68 to 808 and encodes 246 amino acids. Gene Ontology annotation, cellular component: nuclear membrane. The record is from RefSeq and is a predicted model, not a curated record. NCBI's taxonomy places the organism in Eukaryota, Metazoa, Chordata, Mammalia, Artiodactyla, Hippopotamidae.
CUGGACAACCCUACCGGCCUCCUGGGAGCAGCUGUGUGUGAUCUCCAUACACUUCAGUAGUCAGAACAUGGAGAACUUCUCACUCCUCAGCAUUUCUGGACCUCGAAUCUCUUCCUCUGCUCUGAGCACCUUUCCUGAUAUUAUGUCCUCACAUGCCACCAGCUUGCCAGACAUUGCAAAGACUCUGUUACCCACGGAGGGGUCCAGCCCAGCUCAGGCCCUGCUAGCCCGGUACCAAAGCGCUCUCCAGCAUGGGGUGCACCACACGGUGCUCUUACCAGACUGCAUCUUGGGGGACCCCCCGAAUGGAGAGCAGCUGAGGUGGAAUUGCACCAUCUACCGGCCCUGGUUCUCCCCUUAUAGCUACUUUGUAUGCAAGGACAAAGAAAGCCACCUGGAGGCCUACAGCUUCCCAGAGGUGCAGCGGGAUGAGGGCAGGGGUGACAACUGCCUCCCGGAGGACACAGCUGAGAGCAUCUGCUCGUCUUCUUCCUCCCCAGAGAACACCUGCCCCCGAGAGGCCACCAAGAAAUCCAGGCACGGCCUAGACUCCAUGGACUACAUCACGUCCCAGGACAUCCUCAUGGCCUCCAAGUGGCACCCGGCCCAGCAAAACGGCUACAAGUGUGCAGCCUGCUGCCGAAUGUACCCGACGCUGCACUCCCUCAAGAGCCACAUCAAGGGGGGCUUCAAGGAGGGCUUCAGCUGCAAGGUGUACUACCGCAAGCUCAAAACCCUCUGGGGCAAGGAGCAGAAGGCCCGGCCGGGAGACAGGCUCUCCUCGGGCAGCUGCCAGGCCUUCAAGUAGGCCGGCUGAACGGUGGCAGCUGUCCUGUUAGUGGACAAUGCUUCAGGUAAACGGGAUGCUGCCUACUUAUGUCCCUACAGAGAUGUCAAUAAAGCAAAGUUAGUGACAGCCUU